This is a messenger RNA of Rubroshorea leprosula, 2344 nucleotides long. NCBI's taxonomy places the organism in Eukaryota, Viridiplantae, Streptophyta, Magnoliopsida, Malvales, Dipterocarpaceae. The record is from the annotation of a GenBank genome assembly.
GUUUAUGUUCUUCUUCUUCCACUAAGCUCCUCCGCCUGCAAUUUUUCUGGUCCAAUGAUCCAACCCCAAUGGAAAAGUAGACUCUAACAACCCCACCACCUCCAUUUUUCAAAUACCCCACCAAAUACUUUGUUUGUUUCUUCAAUAUCCAUCUUCCUUGAUUAAGAAUUUUGCUUUUGGGAUUUAAAUUUUCAAUCUUUUUUGGUACAAAAAGUUUCAAGUAAUCAUAGUCUUACUUUUAUGGUAUUGGUAUCUCUAUUUUCCUGUUUCCAGAAACCCCAGAAGAAGAAACCUGUGUUCUACUAAUUCUUCUUCUUCUUCAUCUUAUGUAUUCAAGCUUUUCUUUUCUUGGGUUAUGUUUGUAUUACUGCUUCUUUGAUGGGUACUUAACCUUUAGAGUUCAACAUCUUCAUUAAUGGUACCCAAUUGGUUUGAAACUGUUUAUGCAUAUCAGGUUAAUGCGAAUUAACAUGUUUGAUUCAUAGGCGUCUAUGUCAAUCAUCUGUGGCUUUCCCAUCCUCGAAGGCGUGUAUUGUUUGGCUUGUGCGCGUUGGCUGUGGAAGAAAUGCCUCUACAGUGCAGGCAACGAAAGUGAACAUUGGGGUUUAGCCACAGCUGAGGAAUUUGAGCCUGUGCCCCGUCUUUGUCGCCUAAUUCUGUCUGUUUAUGAAGAUGAUCUUCACAAUCCUAUUUGGGCACCCCCUGGAGGAUAUGGCAUCGAUCCUGAUAAUGUGAUCUUGAGAAAAGACUAUGAAGAAACCCAAGGUCAUGCUCCUCCCUAUCUUAUUUAUCUUGAUCAUGCUAAUGCUGAUAUAGUGCUGGCUAUAAGGGGGCUUAACUUGGCAAAGGAAAGUGAUUAUGCAGUUUUGCUUGAUAACAAACUUGGGCAGACAAAGUUUGAUGGUGGUUAUGUGCAUAAUGGGUUAUUAAAGGCAGCAAAAUGGGUCUUUGAUGAAGAGUGUGAGUUUUUGAAGGAGUUACUUGAUAGGUAUCCAAGUUAUACUUUGACCUUUGCUGGGCAUUCUCUAGGAGCAGGUGUGGUAGCAUUGUUGGUGAUGAUUGCAGUUCAGAAUCGUGGCAAACUUGGUAACAUUGAGAGGAAGCAGAUUAGAUGCUAUGCUAUUGCUCCUGCUAGAUGCAUGUCACUAAAUUUGGCUGUAAGAUAUGCAAAUAUCAUCAAUUCUAUAGUGCUUCAGGAUGAUUUUUUACCUCGAACAACCACUGCACUAGAAGAUGUUUUCACAUCACUGUUCUGCUUGCCAUGUUUGCUUUGCCUAAUGUGCUUGAAGGAUACAUGUACUUUGGAGGAAAAGAUCCUUAAAGAUCCUAGACGAUUGUAUGCACCUGGUCGUCUGUACCACAUUGUUGAGAGGAAACCCUUCAGGAUAGGAAGAUUUCCCCCGGUUGUGAGAACAGCAGUACCUGUUGAUGGAAGGUUUGAGCACUUAGUUCUUUCCUGUAAUGCAACUUCUGACCAUACUAUUAUUUGGAUUGAGAGAGAAUCCCAAAAGGCUCUUGAUGUAAGUUUUCAGCUUCUCACUAGCUCCUGUGGGGUCAUUGUAGUUAGUAAAUAUCUCUUACAUAUUAGAUUUUAGAGUAGAAUAGUUGGAAGCUGAAAUCCAAAGAGAAUUCCAAUAGCAAAAUCUGAAAUGGUACCUCCUUUUUUUUGGUUGGCAUUUGAAAUGUUACCUGUCUUGAGUUCAGAUUAUGCUUGAGAAAGAUCGGAUCAUGCAGAUUCCAACAACGCAAAAAAUGGAGCGGCAAGAGACUCUUGCUCUAGAACACAGCGAAGAGUAUAAGGCAGCUCUGCAGAGGGCAGUUGCUUUGAAUAUCCCUCAGGCUUCCUUACCACCUUCAUAUGGAACAUUCCAUGAGAUGGAAGAAGGGGAGACUUCUUCCCAAUCCACUGGGGAGGUUUCUACUCCUUUCUUUAAGAAAUGGAAGGAAAGUUGGGAUAGUUUUGUAGAACGUCUUUUUGAGGUAGACGAGUCUGGUCAAAUGGUAUUCAAGAGGUCAAGCUCCAAGAAAAGCUCUACCUCCUCAACUCUUCCCCAUUGAAGGGAGAGAGAAGCUGUAAUAGACUGCAAUAUUUGAUAGGUUCCUUGUUUUGCAAUCCAAAGUCCAAACUAUACCGUAUUGCAAAAUCAAAACCCUUAGAUAAAAGAGCAGGAUCCACCAUCAAGGGCUCCCAAUCAAAGGACAACUAUUUUGCACUUUUAUAUUGCAAAACAGUUUUUCGAUAUUUGAUUCUUCUGUUUCAAUUGUAGAGGGUUCUUUAUGUUCAUUUUGACGGUCAUGAUCUUGAGAUGGCACAAGUCCAUAAUAACAAAGUUCUCAAUUUCAA